Molecule: messenger RNA, 381 nt
Organism: Prunus armeniaca (apricot)
Lineage: Eukaryota; Viridiplantae; Streptophyta; Magnoliopsida; Rosales; Rosaceae
Source: the annotation of a GenBank genome assembly
AUGAAUAUUACCGUGGGACGAAAAUCGCUCCCACAAAUUGGUGCUUUCACUAAGAGCACAAGUUAUACUCAACGCGUGCUCAAGGAAUCCGUUCCUCCUAUUUUUCAAUCCACCGAAGCCUUCCAAACAACCAUGGUUGGAAGCAAACGUGCUAGGACCAAAACCACUGUGACUGCGCACUCCGGAACGGCUGAAACAUUGCUGCCACCACAAUGGGCAGGGGCUGUACCUGUUUUGCAGCAGCCUCCCUCGGCUGCCAGCGCAUUUCCGCAACUUCUCUUGGCUGCCAGCACAUCACAGCAACCUCCCGUGGCUGCCCAUACCUUGCCACAGCCUUUGAAAGCCAUAGAACAGCCUGUUGGAAAAUUUAAUAUUAACUAA